Molecule: messenger RNA, 884 nt
Organism: Chara braunii
Lineage: Eukaryota; Viridiplantae; Streptophyta; Charophyceae; Charales; Characeae
Source: the annotation of a GenBank genome assembly
CCGCUCGCAAGGCGCGCGAGGGCGGCAAUUGGUCCGCGUUGCCUCUCUUUACCGUCAGGCAAACAAUUGUCGCCAUAGCCGACCGUUCUUUUUCUUUCUUUUUCUUUGUCUACCAACCAUAGCUGGACUUCGUUCUUUCUUUCUUUCUUUCUUUCUCAUAUUGUCGUUGUAUCGGACAUGUCAUCGUCAGCUGAAGUGUCGCGGGGAAGCUUCGGCAGACCGUGUGGGCCGCCGCGCGCUAAUUGGAAGGGAGUAAGGACGAAGGUGAGGGGUGGGAAGAAAAUGGCGAUGGCGAUGGGCGGGAUCGGGGGGGGGGGGGGAAGUCACACGACCGCCGCUAGGGCGGUGCUCGUGCCUCUGAUUUUCUUGGUGAUGUCACUGAGUUUGUGCCACGUGGACGCAGCAGGUCGGUUCACGUUUCCAGGAGGAGCAGGGGGAACAGGGAUGGCCGUCGAGAAUGCCGCAUCGGCGACCCUUGAGCUGACGGAAGCCACGUUCAACUCCACCCUCCUCAAUGCCGGCGCGCAGUAUGCUCUCGUCGAGUUCUUUGCCAGCUGGUGCCCUGCUUGUCGAAGAUUCAAGCCAGAAUAUGACCGAGUGGCAAAGCUAUUUAACCCUCCAUCAGCUGUGUACCCUGGGCAAAUUGUUGUGGGAGCGGUAGACUGCGCGAAAGAGGCCGGUCUGUGUAAACGCUUUCUGAUAAAGAUGUACCCGACUAUGUAUUUUGGACCUGCUGUGGCCCUACUUCAGGGCGUGGGCCCAGAGAACAUGAAAGACCAGCCAAAGGGUUUUGAGAGAGUGGAUCCUCCACGGAGAACAUCAGAUGGGAUUGUCGAAUGGAUCAAUGGAAAGAUAUCGAGGUAAAAUAAACAUUACGUUUUGUU